AUGGCUAACAGAUCCCUCUCACCGCGGAGGACCCCUCGAGAUGACCGGCUGCAUACCAGGUCAAAACGUCCGGGAUCGGAUACCAGUUUCGUGUCCCCGGGCAUGCCUUCUAUCAACCCGCUAUCUGGGAAGCGUAACGAGAAAGAAUCGAUGCACGGCUUGAAUGACCGUCUUGCGGGAUUCAUAGAGAAGGUGCACCAUCUAGAGUACCAGAAUAAUCAGCUGGAGAGAGAGAUCGGGGAGAUCAGAGGGAAAGCCAAACCGGCAUCUGGGUUUGAAGAUGAGUACGGACCAGAGCUCAGGAAACUGAGACAGCUGGUUCAGGACAUCACUCAUCAGAAGAAUCAGAUUGAAAUCGAGCAUCAGAAUUUGGAGGAAGAAGUGUCCAACUUGAGAGGACAACAUGAAGAAGAAGCGCGUGGAAGAUCGGACGCAGAGAGCAACAUUAUUGUCCUCAAGAGGGACAUCAACGACGCGUAUCAGGCUAAACUCCAGAUGGACAAGAAAGCACAGAAUCUGGUGGAUGAGAUCAACUUCCUGAAGAGUAACCACGAGGCCGAGGUGUCCGAGAUGAUUGACCAAAUCCAGAAUGCGCAAGUGGCCGUCAGGGAGCAUGAAUUUGGCAACCCCGGCGUCACUGCGGCACUCCGUGACAUCAGGGCACAACUGGAAGGUCAGACCGUGUCCGACGUCCAGCAGAUGGGAGAAACUUUCCAAUCUCAGUUUGCAAAAUUAACGGAGGCAGCCGAGAGCAAGAGAGAGGCGUUAAAAGCGACCCAGCAAGAGAUCCAGGAGUACCGGAGGCGACUGCAGGCCAAGAACGUCGAACUGGACUGCGCUCAAGGCACCAGGGAAGCGCUGGAGAAGCAACUCCAUGACGUCGAGGAUCGCCACAAGGAGGAAAUGAUUCAUUAUCAGAACACAAUCAAAGAACUUGAAAAUGAGCUCAUCAAUUGCAAGUUUGACAUGUCUGGUUACCUGCGGGAAUAUCAUGACCUGUUCAAUGUGAAGAUGGCUUUGGAUGUGGAGAUACUGUCUUACAGGAAACUUCUCUGUGGCGAGGAGGCUCGGCUGUCCGCCAUGUCAGACACCCACAUGUCCCUCCCCUACAUCUACCACCAGUCCCCCGUUUACACCCUGCCAUGCCUCAGCCGACCGGGAGGCCCGCACAGACGAGCUGAGCCCCAGUACAAGUUCGUGGAGGAGAUCAUAACGGAGACCACCAGGGAAAUUGAGAUGUCCGAAUUUGAGGAGACAGGUUCGGAGGAGACGGAGGCGGACAAAGAUGAGCAGGGGUGUACCAAAAGAGACAGAGCGGAGAGUGAGGAAGAGAAGGAUAAUAAAGACAGUCGAGAGGGAGAUGGUGAGCAGAUGCCUGAUAGUGAGCAGAAUCAAGUAGAAUCAGUAGUGAAUUUAGUGAACGGAGAGGAUGAUGACGGGACUCCUGUUCAGGUGGAUGAUGGUGAAAAAGGUCAAACAAGUAAAAAAGAGUCAGACGAGACUGAGGCAGUUGACAUAGAUAUAAAUACUCAAAAUGAAGUUUUAUUUAGUGCGAGCCUUGAUGAGGAAGAAAAUGAGCAACAUCAAAAAGUAGCUGAAAACACAAAAGGAGAGAGAGAAGCUGCAGUGACUAUGGUAAAAGCUGAGAAAGAUCUCACUUCCAGCCCAGAUGAUUUAAAGCCAGAGGUCUCUGGGGAGGAGGAACUUCUGAGAAAAACUGAUGAUGGUGAAAAAGGAGAUGCUGAGGAAGAGAGUUUUAUCUCAGCUCAAGUACAAAUGCCUGUUGACAAGACCCCGGCCCUAGUGUUUAAAGAAUCAGACACAACUCGAGAGCAAGGAAGUAUUCAAGUCCAAGAGAAGGUUCCUGCUUCAGAAAGAGCUGAGAAAAUGACAGAUUUUAAGGCAGAGUCAAAGAGCACUGUGUCUGUGAAGACAGAGCAGCUUUCAGAAAACGGUCAAGUUUCUUCAAGUACAACAUCCAAGAGUGAGGAAAAGGAAAACAGUCAUGCAGAUCCAAAAGAAAUCGGUAAAUCUGUAGCAGCAAAAAGUGAGGAUAAAGUAGCAAAAGACAUUCAAGAUGCUAGAAAUGGUAGCAAUACAAAUCAAGACAAAGAGUCUUCUCUGAAAUCUGAUGUGAAAAGUCUUCCUGAAGUAGAGGAUCAGAAGCCAAACAGUGGGCAUGAAACCCAAAUGGUCCAAACUGCGUUGCCAAGGGAAAAGACAACUGUCAGUUCAGAAAUCAAAGAGUUGCAUCAGGGGGCUCAGAUAGGAAGCCAGGCUCAGAAAUCAAAGCAGUCUGAAGGUUCAGAGAAAAUAAAGGAUGAUCAAGGUACCACUGAGAAGGUGGAGAGUAAUAAGUCAGAGAAAUAA
Molecule: messenger RNA, 2370 nt
Organism: Anoplopoma fimbria (sablefish)
Lineage: Eukaryota; Metazoa; Chordata; Actinopteri; Perciformes; Anoplopomatidae
Product: alpha-internexin
Exons: 4
Coding region: 1-2370 (789 amino acids)
Biological process (GO): neurofilament bundle assembly
Cellular component (GO): axon; intermediate filament; postsynaptic intermediate filament cytoskeleton
Molecular function (GO): structural constituent of cytoskeleton
Source: RefSeq, a predicted model, not a curated record